CGCAUGUGGCCACAGCGGCUCGUGAGCUUGAAGUGAGUGUAGCGUCAGGAAGCGAGACGGCCGAACCGUUUAGCGGAAAGUUUACCUGGAAAAAAAGAAGAAGAAAAAACUCCAAACCGAACCGGACUCAACUCAUUUGCGGCCUAUUAAGCGUAACAUGGCAGCCGAGGGCGUCGAUCAGAUGUCGAUCAAAGAGCUAUAUGUGUCUGAUAAACAGGGCAGUGAUUUGGAUGGAGAUGGAUCGGAGCAAAAGCCCUUUAAAACUCCACUCAAGGCACUGUUGUUUGUUGGAAAAGAACCUUUUCCAGUGAUCUAUGUGGACUCACAGAAUGAAGGAGAGCGUUGGGCCGUCAUCUCUAAGACUCAAAUGAAGAACACAACGAAACUCUUUAAUCGAGAGCAAAUGAAGGGUGAGAGCAAAGAUAAGAAGGAGGCUGAAGAUGCUGAACGCAGAGAGAAGAAUCUGGAAGAAGCUAAAAAGAUCAUCAUCAAGAACGAUCUCAGCCUUCCUGAACCAAAAACCGUGAAGAUUGAUAAGCUGGAGGCGCUCAGAGAGCAAAGGGUGAAGGUGUUUGGUUGGGUCCAUCGGUUACGCAGACAAGGAAAGAACCUCCUGUUUAUUGUGCUACGUGACGGAACCGGUUUCCUGCAGUGUGUUCUCACGGACAAACUGUGUCAGUGUUAUAAUGGACUGGUGUUGUCUACGGAGAGCACUGUUGCUCUGUAUGGAACCGUGAAACCUGUUCCUGAGGGCAAACAGGCUCCAGGCGGCCAUGAGCUGCACUGUGAUUUCUGGGAGCUGAUCGGUCUCGCUCCGGCAGGCGGCACCGAUAACCUGCUGAAUGAGGAGUCUGACGUGGACGUGCAGCUGAACAACAGGCACAUAAUGAUCCGUGGGGAAAACGUCUCCAAGAUCCUGAAAGUCCGAUCCGCUGUCACACAGUGUUUCCGGGAUCAUUUUUUCAGCCGGGGAUACUGCGAGAUAACUCCGCCCACUCUGGUGCAGACGCAGGUGGAGGGCGGCUCCACCCUCUUCAGCUUAAACUACUUUGGUGAGAAUGCAUAUCUGACACAGUCCUCUCAGCUCUACCUGGAGACCUGCAUCCCUGCGCUGGGCGACACCUUCUGCAUUUCCCAGUCAUACCGCGCUGAGCAGUCUCGCACCCGCAGACACCUGGCUGAGUACACCCACAUUGAGGCUGAGUGUCCCUUCAUGACCUAUGAAGACCUUCUGAACCGGUUGGAGGAUCUGGUGUGUGACGUGGUCGACAGGGUCCUGAAGUCUCCUGCUGCGCAGCUGCUCUACGAUCUCAACCCGGUACGACACCUGACCGCACAUACAGAGGGGAAAAAAAUUAUUUGAUCCCUUGAUGAUUUU
Molecule: messenger RNA, 1378 nt
Organism: Onychostoma macrolepis
Lineage: Eukaryota; Metazoa; Chordata; Actinopteri; Cypriniformes; Cyprinidae
Product: asparagine--tRNA ligase, cytoplasmic-like
Exons: 11
Coding region: 158-1363 (401 amino acids)
Biological process (GO): asparaginyl-tRNA aminoacylation
Cellular component (GO): cytoplasm
Molecular function (GO): ATP binding; asparagine-tRNA ligase activity; nucleic acid binding
Source: RefSeq, a predicted model, not a curated record